GACAGAGCAGGCACAGUGACGUCGAGACUCUCCUCUCUAAAUGCAUCAAUUCAACUUGGCACCAGUGGCUGUGAUCUCAUUUAGGACCAACUAUGUUCCAUUCUUGUUGAGUAAAUUUAUGUUCUUCUUAAUACUGUAAUCGUAGUUACCCCCACGUGAAGUCGUCCCAAAAGAUGGACGAGGACGGCAUUCUUCAAGCGCUCGAGCAGCAAGCUCUUGCCGAGAAAAGACGGAAAAAGAAGGAGAAGAAGCUGGGAAAAAAUGGCCUUGUUGCAGUUCGUGUCCCUUUAAACACAGGACUCGGGCCCCCAAAGAACAAAGAGCAGGAGUUUUCUACUAAAGUGGCUCCUGCAUCUAGUACAAGUACAACAACUGCUGCUGCAGGCUACAAUCCUUGUAAAAGAGGAGGUCGAGCUGCUACGACCAAUAAAGUAAAUCACGAUGCUCCAGUAACUGAUGACCUCCCACUCCUACCAGUUGGAAGAUCGCCUACAACAACAGGUGGCAGGAAAACGAAAACUACUACUACUACUACUUCUGAUCUCAACCCCAUUGAGAGACAAAUACUAGAUCGAGAACGUUUACUGACGAGCUACAGUGUUGGUUUCCGAGAUCGAGAAGGAAGGAGCAGGAAGGAUAAAGACUUGAGGAUGUUGAACACGACCGGGAACAAGGUUGUAAAUCAAGAGAACGACGACCUCCACGAUAAUCGCCAUGAAGAUGACGACCACCUCGAUCGUCUCGUAGAUGAGCGACUCCGCAACCUCAACGCGGCAGGAGAACGUAAGAGGGCUCGCGACGAAGCCGACGAAGAGAGCGUCGUUUUAAGUGAGCCUUCUUUAGACGUGCAACAGCGAGAACAGAGUGGAUCCAGAGCAGGUGGUCGUAGUAGGUCUGCAUCCUCUGGUGGAAGGCAGAGAUCAUUGUCUAGAUCUCGCUCUCGUAGUAAAACGAAGCCACGAAGAAGGUCUAUCAUCUCUCCUAAACGACGAUCAAGAUCCCCUAUUGAGCGCCCUGGAGCAACAGAGCGAAAGACCAACGGCAGAUCUACUAGGUCUGCUAGCAGAGACCGAAAGAACAAGCGACGUUCCUCCUCCAGCAGAGCCCGGAAAAAUAAUAAGAAAGAAGAUGAUCUUCCCAGAAAACGUUCCCCUUCACCUCGACCUCGUUCUGCUCCUCGUAGAAGCCGUUCGCCAGCGACCCAUAAAAACGAGCGUCGACCAGAUGUUUUUAGCCGUCGUGGGCGGUCCAGAUCCCCAGUUUCCUCGAAGCGAAAAAACGAUACCUCCAAUCCUAAUCGUCGACGUUCACCUUCACCGGCGAAAUGGGAGAAGUCUAGUUUGCGGGAAUUGGACAAGCUGAGGAAUUCUAGAAGGUCUCCAAGAGGUAGUAGAUCCCGAUCUCGCAGUAGAAGUAGAAGCCCCAAUAAUGCUACCAGGCGUGGUAGAGGACGUGGUCGUGGAAGUAAAAGCAGGAGUCGAAGCAGAAGCAGGAGUCGAAGCAGAAAACGUUCACGCUCUAGAUCUAGAGACCGUGGUCGUAGAUCCUCAUCCAGAACUACCAGAAGACGGCGUAGACGACGUGACUCUCGUCGCCCCCCUCCACCACCUAAGGGUGCACGAUUCGGGGUCGGAUAUAACGUGACAAAAAUCGAAGAUACAGACCUGUACAAAUUCUUGGACAUGAAGAGGAAAAGUGGCGAGUUUGGAGGUUGUGCUGGCGAAGAUGGGGAGGACGAUGAGGAGGAGAGUAACGGAAGGAAAAGGGGCACUAAAGGAAGCGAAGCUGAAGGCGGUAAGGCGAAGGAUGAGAGGAGAAGAAAACACACUUCAUCUGCUUCAGGUUCCGAACGGGAUGAGGAUCGUAAGGCGAAGGAUGAGAGGAGAAAGCGACGUGGUGAUCGUGAAAGGAGGAGGACGAAAGAAGAACAACGAGAUGAAGGCGCCACUAGAAAUAGUGCAGCUGAGAAUGACUCUGAUCCUCUAGAGAAGAAGCCGGAAAAAGGCUCUCGAAGGAGAAGCCGCGAUGGCAAAGAGACCAAUCGCAAUCAUGACUCCAAGGAUGAGGAGCCAGCGAAAUCAAAGCAGAAGGAGCAAGUUGUUGUGGGGAAAAAACCAACUCGUGCGGAGGAGCGGAAACGAAAGUUGAAGGAACGAAAGAAAGCAAUUUCUGUUGAAGAUAAUGCUGAAGCUGAAGAUAUCGAAUGAGACACUCUCGCUCGUCUCCGUAUUGAACCACACCAACUCGUUGUGAACACACAUACAUUGUCACUUAGAGCUCACUGAUUGGCAUUGGUUGUGAACACACACACUUUCUCAAAUUCAAAGGCGUGCGCCCUUUUCCAAACGACCAAGUGUACUCCAUAACAAAAGCC
Molecule: messenger RNA, 2374 nt
Organism: Amoebophrya sp. A25
Lineage: Eukaryota; Dinophyceae; Syndiniales; Amoebophryaceae
Source: the annotation of a GenBank genome assembly